This is a messenger RNA of Drosophila ficusphila, 1412 nucleotides long. RefSeq lists its product as uncharacterized. NCBI's taxonomy places the organism in Eukaryota, Metazoa, Arthropoda, Insecta, Diptera, Drosophilidae. The transcript is spliced from 3 exons. The record is from RefSeq and is a predicted model, not a curated record. The coding region runs from base 196 to 903 and encodes 235 amino acids.
GCGUGCGUCUUCUAGCCACAGUUUACCGGUUGCCUUCUGACCGACAGAUCGAACACGCCAAUCGAGCGCAGUGCACUCAAUCAAGUGAACACACGUAUCCCCGAAUCGCCAGGAAGUGGCAGGAUAACUGCGAGCCAGUGACCAGUGUUUGUGUGAAAUAUUAAAUCAAAUAAAAAAAGGAAAUAUCCCGGAACCAUGUUUAAGUUCGUGUGCCUGUUUGCAUUGAUUGCCUCCACGGCGGCGGCUGCCUCGGAAGCGGACAGCCUGCUGACCAGCGCUUUGAAGAUGGUCAAGGACUGCGGCGAGCGGUCGAUGGUCUUGUGCAUGAAGGAGCGAGCUCUGCACUACUUCGACACUGAGAACGGAGAUGUCCGGCUGACCGAGGGCAUCGCUCUGGUCAAAACAGACGAGAUCCCCGUGGGUCGUUCCCUCAACGAGAUGCAGUUGCCCGAGGAGGUGGAGGCCCGGGAGGCCGAGGUGGACUCCCUGCUGGUGGAGCGCGUGGCCCGCUUCUUCGGCACCCACACGCUGCAGUUCAAGGUGCCCAAGGACUCCAUCCAGGACAUGCAGCGCGCCCUCGAGGAAUCUCGUGGCAAGAAGAAGGAGAAGAAGAAGUACCUGAUGCCGCUGCUGAUGCUCUUCAAGCUGAAGAUGGCCGCCCUGCUGCCCUUGGCCAUCGGCUUCCUGGCUCUGAUCUCCUUCAAGGCGCUCGUCAUCGGCAAGAUCGCCCUGCUGCUCUCCGGCAUCAUCGGGCUGAAGAAGCUGCUGGAGUCCAAGAAGGAGAACUACGAGGUGGUGGCGCACCCGCACUACGAGCACGAGCACAGCUACGGACGCUCGCUGCCAGCCGGCGCCGCCGAUUCCCAGGCCCACAAGCUGGCCUACGCGGCGUAUGAGCAAUGAGCCAAUGAGCUGUCUGCCAAAAACCGCUGAAUGCUGAGGCAACCAUCAGUGCAAUACUCGGAUGGAGGAUGGAGGAUGGAGAGAAGAGGGCCGUCGUCGUCUAACUUAUUCUAUUUAUUUAAUUUAUUUGUAUAGCAUAGUUCAUGCCAGGCUUACACACAUAAGGCGCCAUUGAGAAAAUCCGAGCGGCAACGCAAAAACCCAGAUUCCCAAAACUCAAAUCAAAAAAACCAAGAACCCAGAGAAAAUAGGUAUAGAAGUAAGCAGCUGGGGGCUGCCGCCGGGGGAAACCUGGCGUCCUUUAAAGCUAAUCUUAGCAACUCUUGUAUUAAUACUCAGAGCUUUACUGCCCAUAAACUCUACGCUUAACUCAACUAAACUCUCAAGCUAAACUAUUAAACUAAACUGCCUAACUCUGAACUGCCGCUAGGCGCAGGAGAGCCCCUGGCCAGCCAGCCCCCCUAAAAACAAAAAUCAAUAAAAGAAAUGCCGCAUUUAUCUCGAACCGA